CCAAAAAAAAAAAACAAAAAGAAGAUAAAUUGAUUGAACCAUCAUUUUACCAAAGGAAUAGAGGUUUUCAGUUUUCAGCAGGGUCUGAUAAUUGCCCUUUUUUUGUUUUGUGUUUGAUGCUUUAAAAUCACAGUUAAAAUUCUGGGGAAAGAAUAUACUAUGAUGGUCAUGGGUUUUCAAUGGCGUCUGCAAUCGUAAAACCCAGUUUUCCAUGGCUUUUUCCUUUUGUCAUUUUCUUUUCUCUGUCUCUCUCUCUUUCGGUUUUAGUAAUUAUAUUAGACGUUACAUUAUUGUCCAACUAAAAUUCAAUUAGUGUUAAGGCUUCUCCUUGUUUUGGGUGUUGUUUUUGUUUCUCUUAUUUAUUUUGGAUAAUCUUGAGCAUUUUCCCUAGUAAAAGUUUCUGGCACUUGCAUGGUGGGUUUCCUGGAUGAAUUAUAAUCGUUACAGCUAGGGGAGGUGGUGUGAUGGCGGCCAAGAAGGCGUGUGAGUCUUUUUCCAAGAGCUUAAUUGAGGAUGUGCAUAAAUGGGGUUGCAUGAAGCAGACAGGGGUGAGCUUGAGGCACAUGAUGGAGUUUGGGUCCAAACCCACUGACCGGAACUUGUUGAUUUCGGGUCAGUUCCUCCACAAGGAGCUCCCCAUUAGGAUUGCUCGUAGAGCCAUUGAGCUUGAUACCCUCCCUUAUGGCCUUUCUGAAAAGCCUGCUACCUUGAAGGUCCGAGACUGGUACUUGGAUUCCUUCCGUGACCUAAGAUCUUUCCCUGAGAUCAAAGAUAUAAAUGAUGAGAAGGAAUUUACACAAAUGAUCAAGGCUAUCAAGGUGCGACACAACAACGUCGUCCCUACAAUGGCUUUGGGGGUUCAACAGUUGAAGAAAGGAAUGGAUCCCAAGAUUGUUUAUGAGGAUCUUGAUGAGAUUCAUCAGUUUCUCGAUCGGUUUUACUUGUCACGGAUCGGAAUCCGCAUGCUUAUUGGGCAGCACGUCAAGUUGCAUAAACCAAAUCCUGCUCCACAUGUUGUGGGCUAUAUACAUACAAAAAUGUCUCCAGUGGAGGUGGCAAAAAAUGCUAGCGAGGCUGCACGUGCUAUUUGUUUGCGCGAAUAUGGGAGUGCACCUGAUAUUAAUAUCUACGGCGAUCCUAGUUUUACAUUCCCUUACGUUCCAACACACUUGCAACUUAUGGUAUUCGAGUUGGUAAAAAAUUCCCUGCGUGCUGUCCAAGAGCGCUUUAUGUAUUCGGAUAAAGUUGCACCACCUGUUCGAAUAAUAGUUGCCGAGGGAAUCGAGGAUGUAACUAUAAAGAUCUCAGAUGAGGGGGGUGGCAUAAAAAGAAGUGGUCUUCCCAAAAUUUUCACUUACCUUUAUAGCACUGCCAAAAACCCCUUGGAUGAGUAUACAGAUCUUGGGACAGAUGAUAGAAUAACAAUGGCAGGAUACGGUUAUGGAAUACCUAUAAGCCGCUUGUACGCAAAGUAUUUCGGAGGGGAUCUUCAAGUUAUCUCCAUGGAAGGAUAUGGGACUGAUGCAUAUCUUCAUUUGUCUCGUUUGGGAGACUCACAAGAGCCAUUGCCAUGAUUCUCUUUCUCUACUUGGUCUGCACCGCCAGGAGGGAAAUAUAGCGAUGAACAAGGGGGGCCGGGGGGGGGGGAAUUUUAAUGUAUCAAAGUGUUUGUAUUAAAAUAAAUAUUGUAUAAUCCAAGUACAAUCACCUCACCUCCUGCAUAGUUUUCUUAUUUCCAGCUGGUGGAACAUUGUUUUCAAUGUCGAAACAUGGAACCAAAUAGUGUUUUUCAAGGCCAACAGUCUUGAUUCAAACAUGUAACUUGGUAUGCUUCGAUGCUAUCCAGCUUCUACGAAACAAAUGACUUUAAGAAGUAAAGAGAUUGAGGUCAUACCUUUUCAGUUGCAA
Molecule: messenger RNA, 1908 nt
Organism: Gossypium raimondii (Peruvian cotton)
Lineage: Eukaryota; Viridiplantae; Streptophyta; Magnoliopsida; Malvales; Malvaceae
Product: pyruvate dehydrogenase (acetyl-transferring) kinase, mitochondrial
Exons: 6
Coding region: 465-1574 (369 amino acids)
Biological process (GO): regulation of glucose metabolic process; protein phosphorylation
Cellular component (GO): mitochondrion
Molecular function (GO): pyruvate dehydrogenase (acetyl-transferring) kinase activity
Source: RefSeq, a predicted model, not a curated record